Molecule: messenger RNA, 906 nt
Organism: Penicillium diatomitis
Lineage: Eukaryota; Fungi; Ascomycota; Eurotiomycetes; Eurotiales; Aspergillaceae
Product: putative monosaccharide-P-dolichol utilization protein
Exons: 2
Coding region: 1-906 (301 amino acids)
Source: RefSeq, a predicted model, not a curated record
AUGGAUGUUCUCCAAAAGAGUGUCGUGACACCGCUUCAGCCGGUCCUCAAGCCCAUCGUCGAGGCACUUCCUCAACCUGUCCACGAUGCGAUCAUCUCGUUGAUCUCAGCCCCUUGUCACAAAGCUCUCGUACUCGACCUCAAUCUGGUCGAGGAUUCCGCCUGCACUUCACUAGCCAUCUCCAAGGCUUUAGGUAUCGCCAUCGUGGGCGCCAGCGCUGUGGUCAAAGUGCCGCAGAUUCUGAAGCUCAUCAAUUCUCGCUCUUCUGCCGGUGUUUCCUUCGCAUCCUACGCCCUCGAGACUGCCAGUCUUCUCAUCACCUUGUCCUACAGCGUCCGAAAUGGUUUUCCCUUCAGCACAUUUGGCGAAACCGCUCUCAUUGCGAUCCAAGAUGUUGCAAUUGGCGUUCUCGUCCUGACCUUUGCUGGCCGGUCGGUUGCAGCUGCCACAUUUGUCGCGAUUGUUGCGGCCGCCGUGUACGCACUGCUUUUCGACCAAAACCUCAUUGAUGGCCAGACCAUGGCAUAUCUUCAAACUGGUGCUGGCGCGCUCGGUGUCGCGAGCAAGCUUCCGCAGAUCUAUGCGAUCUGGAAGGAAGGUGGCACUGGGCAGUUGAGUGCUUUCGCGGUCUUCAACUACCUUUUCGGCUCUCUCUCGCGCAUUUUUACCACACUUCAGGAAGUUGAGGACAAGCUCAUCCUGUACGGAUUCAUUGCGGGCUUUUCGCUCAACCUAAUCUUGGCUGCGCAAAUGGUUUACUACUGGAACAGCCCUGCGCCCAAGCAAAAGACGGCUUCUUCCGCAAAGAUUGCGGAAAAGCCUGUUCCGACUUCAAGCUUCGCACAGAGCUCUAGUGCUUCGCCGCGGCCUGGCUCAAAGACCCCUACAACCCGCCGUCGGGGUUAA